AUGGACUAUGAAGAGGAUGAUGAUAUCUCCUUUGCAAAAUGGAUGAGCAGUUUCUGGGGACACAGUGUGACUGAUGAAAAGGAAAAAGAAAGUAGAGCACACAAGAAACACCAGGAAAGAUCCUUGGGUGAAAGGAGAGCCUCCCUUCCGGCCAAGCUUUCUUCUAUCCACACAAGACUUCAUGCUUCUGCCAAGAUCCCAUCACCAGGCCAUCUGAAGGGUUGCAAAGAAUUGCGAAAAGACCAAGAUACAAAAUGCCAUUGUCAUACGAAAGCAUGCAAAAAAUCCUUGAAUGGUCAUUCUUCUCAAGGGACAAGUGGCCCAAACAGUAGAUCAAACUCCAUCCAGGAGUUUUCAGAAUCCUUUGAAAGGCAACUGCAUUUCAAAAACAAGCGCUCAGUUUCUUUGGAACCUGAAGGGAUGAAAGAGAGGAGAGAGAGAGAGAAACUGCAUAUUCCUAAGAGCAGAUCUCACAAGAAAACGGGAGAAAAGAAGGAACUAAAGACAGAGCAAGAGGAAGGAGAACAUUAUGCGGCAAGGCAGGGUUCUCCGCCACUGAAAUCCGUGGCUUCAAGCCGGCCAAUGGGCGCCCGUUCUGUCCAUGGAGGACCCUCCACGCCCGGACACUCUCCCUCCCUCCGCUUCGGGCCCCCUCCACCUCAGUGCCACAUCACUGCGGCCUCGGCUGUCCUGCUUCUCUCCGCCGACAGAGGGCGCCUGGGCGCCUCGGGCGUGGUGGGUCUUCUUCGAGACGGACUCCUCCUGCAGCCCAUCCGGAGGCGAAAGGAGGCAAAAGCCACCAAUGGGAAGCGGCGGCGGGGCGGAGCGUUGCGUGAGAAGCGGCCGGCGUGA
Molecule: messenger RNA, 852 nt
Organism: Elgaria multicarinata webbii
Lineage: Eukaryota; Metazoa; Chordata; Lepidosauria; Squamata; Anguidae
Gene: LNP1
Product: leukemia NUP98 fusion partner 1
Exons: 4
Coding region: 1-852 (283 amino acids)
Source: RefSeq, a predicted model, not a curated record